This is a messenger RNA of Amaranthus tricolor (Joseph's coat), 2060 nucleotides long. Its product is annotated as vicilin Cor a 11.0101-like. Bases 99 to 1886 code for a protein of 595 amino acids. The transcript is spliced from 7 exons. NCBI's taxonomy places the organism in Eukaryota, Viridiplantae, Streptophyta, Magnoliopsida, Caryophyllales, Amaranthaceae. The record is from RefSeq and is a predicted model, not a curated record.
AUUUAUUUUAAAUACUAAACUUAUCUCUUCCUUUCUUUUCAUAUAUAGAAGUAUAUAUAUUUCUUCACUCAAAAUCAAAACCAAAAUAAAAUAAUACAAUGAAGCUUAAAACAAAGCAUCUUAUAAUAUUUAUAGUAAUCUUAGUAGGUUGUUGUUUAACAUCAGUCUCUUGGGCAAAAGAGAGGGAGUGGGACCUACAUCCGAAAAAAGACAUAGAGCGACUGUGUGAGAAGGAAUGUGAAAGACAACAACCGUAUUUCGAAGAGCAUCUGUGCAGGCGAAAAUGCGAGGAAAGGGAGAAGAGUGAUCAUCAUGAUCACAUAAAUGUUAGAGAUGAUGAUCAUGAUUAUGCAAAGGAAGAGUAUGACCGAUGUCAGCAAAGGUGUCCCGGCACGGGUAAACAACAAUGGGAGUGUCAACAGAUGUGUAAGGAUGAAUACGAGUCGGCUUCCCGUACCGAACCCGAACACGAACAUCAACAUCCACAUGGUCGAGAUAAACGGUACCCACAACGACACGACUAUACCCAUUGUCUGCGCGAGUGUGAAGAUAGGGAGGAGGGUUUCCCUAGACAAAGGCAAUGCAAGUUGCGAUGUGAAGAAGAAUUUGGUGAACGUCGAGAGAGGCACGAUCAUCAACAUCGGGAUGACAAACGAGGCCAUAGAAAAGGUUUAAGUAACAUUAACAAGAGCAAAGACAAGAAGAAGCAUAACCCUUACUACUUUGACUCCGAGAGUUUCGAAUCGAUUUAUUCAACUCAAGAAGGAAAAAUGAGUGUACUCCAAAGGUUCUCGGAGAAGUCGAAACUCCUCCUUGGCAUUGACCAAUUCAGGAUUGGCCACUAUGAGGCAAAUCCUAAAACAUUCAUACUUCCUCAUCAUGUUGAUGCUGACUCAAUUAUCUACAUCAGGAAAGGAAAUGCUGUUAUUACUCUCUUAAUGCAAGAAAAUCGGAAGACCUUUAAUUUAGAGCGCGGUGAUGUACUGAUGAUUCCGGCUGGCACAACAGCCUACUUGAUUAAUAGUCAUGACGAUGAGAAACUGGAGAUAGCGGAGCUAUUGCGCCCUGUAAAUAACCUUGGUCAUUUAGAGGAAUUUUUCGGUAUAGGUGGCGCAGGGCCAAAAUCAAUCUUCAAUAGCUUUAGUCCAGAACUCCUCCAAGCUGCACUUAAUAUACCAAAGGAGCAGUUAAAGAAGAUGUUAAGCCAACAGAGAGAAGGAGCUAUCAUCAGAGCUAGUCAGGAGCAAGUGAGAUCCUUGGCUUUGUCCGGAAGACAAUUCGGAGAAUCAAGAGAUGGUCCAUUCAAAUUAUUAUACGAGCCACAAUAUUUGAAUGAACACGGUGACUUCUAUGAAGUUACCCCAAACGAUUAUCAACCGCUCCAAGAUCUCGAUGUCUCAGUUGGUUACUGUAACAUCAAACAGGGAUCAAUGAUGGCGCCACACUAUAAUUCUCGAACAACCUAUGUUGUGUGGGUGGAGGGAGGAAGUGGGUACAUUGAAAUGAUAACUCCACAACUAGAAAGCGAAAGCAACAAGAAACACUCAACGAGCAGCAAGAAAUACGAGAAAGUCAGGUCUAGCUUGUCGAAGGGCGAUGUCUUUGUUAUUCCUGCCGGAUAUCCCAUCAUUUUGGUUGCUUCAGAGGAUGAGUUUAGAACCAUUGGAUUUGGUAUUAAUGCUCAAAACAACCAAAGAAACUUCCUCGCAGGUCAAGAAAACAUAAUAAAUCAACUAGACGAAGAGGCGAUGGAGCUGUCGUUUAAUAUGCCGGCGAGAGAGGUAGAGCAGAUGUUUCAGCAACAAGGGCAAUCCUAUUUCAUGGCUGCGCCUCAAGAAUCGGAAAAGGAAGACUUGGUUUCGAUUUUGGAUUUCGCUGGCUUUUAAGUACAAGUAUUAUCAAGUAUAUUAGUACAAGAGUUGUGGAACUGUAGAAUAAGUGUGUAAGGCUACAACUUUCUCUUUAAAUGUUGUAAAGUAGAUCUGAAUAAUACUGUGUCACAGGCUUGUUUCUUGCAUCUCAUUUGUUUACUGAGAUUGUUGUGUGGUCGCACGUAAAAA